This is a messenger RNA of Perca fluviatilis (European perch), 1689 nucleotides long. RefSeq lists its product as uncharacterized. NCBI's taxonomy places the organism in Eukaryota, Metazoa, Chordata, Actinopteri, Perciformes, Percidae. Bases 128 to 1108 code for a protein of 326 amino acids. Gene Ontology annotation, molecular function: protein binding. The transcript is spliced from 7 exons. The record is from RefSeq and is a predicted model, not a curated record.
GCACUUUACAGUUAAGGACCGCGUAACCAUGAGGGUAUAAACAAACAUGAACUACAGCUAGCUGUUUUGUUGACACGCGUAACGUUACCUGCUGAAAUUGGGGAACUAAUCGUGUUUUCGGGUCCAAAUGGAGAUAUUUGGAAGCACGUUUGACGAUUCGGUGUUUUUGGAGGCGAGAGACCGAGUCUCUGUGGCUCUGUCGUCUUAUAACGCCAAACUGUGUAAACCAGAGUGGUUCUGUGAGAGCACUGCUCUGGACACAGAUGAUCCUUUGGAGAAGCAGAAAGUCUUUAAGUUUAGAGGUGACUUGGCUGUGAGACAGGGAAACCAUCAGAAAGCCUUGGAUGCAUACAGUAGCUGCCUGGAGUGGAUUGCUGACAACAACCUGACUAUCAGAAGAGAUGUGCUGGAGGGAAUGGCCCGAUGCUGCACCAGACUGGGACAGAGAGACAGGGCGCUGGACUUGGUGGACUUACUGAGCAAAGAAGCCUCCAACACCUGUCACCUGAUCAGCCUCCUGCUGCUGAAAGUCAGCAUCUACCAGCAUUUUGGAGACGUACGAUCAAAGAUGUCAUCUCUGCAGCAACUGUGUAGCAUGCUGCCCUUCAACCCCUGGCACUGGUACAGCCUGGGACAGACGUGUCUGCAGCUGCUGGAGAGUGACAGAACCACCGGUCCGUGUUCCCCACAGAGAUUUGAAUCAGUAGAAGAACAGAGUGCGGAACAACAGGAAGAGGCAGCAGAGAUGGAUGAGGACAAAAUCUGGCUGAAAGCGUGCACUUGUUUCAUUAGGACGAGACUCCUGUUGAGAAUCCUUCGACAGCAGCAGUCCUCCUUUGUGCUGCAGCGCACUGAAAGCACCCUCAAAACGACCGAUGAGGUGUUACAGAGGCUAAAUCCCAAAGAAACCACCCUGCAGGCUCUCACUGAGGUGGUGUCAGAGGACCUGAUCCCGGAGAAGAUGAGGGAGGACUACCAGGACGGGGAGAGUCUGGCCAGUGUGUGUCUGCAGAGCUUCAGGGGGCGUUGGUGGAACAAGAUCUUACUGACUGGGGUGCUAGAGACUGAUGGCUGUCAACAUCAGACACAGACGGACACAGAGUCCUGAUGCUCCAGUGAUGCCUGUUUACAGAGAAGUUGGCAGACAGGGCGGGACGGAAGAACAUGCUGAAGGUCCCGUCACUGUACAGACCCCAUCAAAGAGCAAAAGACACUUACUGAAUGAACUGAAAGCCAGGUCCAAGUCCUGAAACAGAGGUGGACAUUAUUGAUAUAUAACAAGUCCACAUACAUGUGGAAAUACACAAAUACAAGUCAAAAGUCAAAUUUAAAUUCUGUCAAUCUCAAAAGUACCACAAAAAAAAUGAAUGUUCAAAAGAAUAAAUCACACUCUUAAAAUGUCACAGAAUUCUUCAUCCUCACCUCUUCGCUUAAUUCAAGCACAAGGAGAACUGCAUAGUGAAUGUCAAUCCGACAGUAUCAAACAAACCAGCCAUACACAGACCCACUAAUGUUUCAUCCACUUCAUACUUUGUGUAAUAUCGUUUAUGACAGUGAUUCUGUUCUACAUUGAGACAGGAAUCAAAGUGAAAAAUUCUUUGAAUGUUCUGCCUAAAAUGUCAUUAAUGCCUUAACAUGUUCAUAUUUUAAGAAUGAUUUAAAUAAAAUGUGUUGUUUUUGUUGCUGAAA